GUUUAGUCAGUUGAGUCAGUGUUAUCGUAUAGUGAGACCGUAUUCGGUAUUUACUACGCAAAAUUAUUGUUAAAUAAGUAGUGAAUAAUAUUAACUUCAUGGAAAACGUGACAAGGGAAUCAAGUCCUAAUGAAAAUACAACCAAGUCCGUUGGAAAAAUAAUCAGAAUGUUAAACAUUUCAAAACAUAAAAUUGAACAUUGCUAGCCAGUACCAUAAAAAAAAUCUCACGAUUCUGUAAAAUGGAAUCAAAAAUGAAAAUACGUCCUUCUAGACCAAAACCCACCGUACAAGUGACCCCUCUACGUCCGAAGAAUAUCUUAUUUACACCAGAAGAGGAAAAUGAACUGACAGACUACAUUAUAGAAUUACAAAAAAUUGUAUUUAGGUUAACUAUAAACGAUGUUAUAGUUAUAGCAAAACAAUUAGCAGAAAAAUACAAUAAAAAACUUCCAAUUAGAACUAAUGCUAUUAUGGCUGAACGUCUCUGGGUUUUAGAUCUUAUGAAACGAUAUCCAAAAAUCAAUCUACAAAUACCGGACAUAAAUUCAAAAUGUGGUUGUUUUAAUAUGGCGGAAUUAGAUUAUUUCUAUAAAACACUUAGCGAAGCUUAUGAUGUGAAAAAAAUAACUCCAAACCGAAUUUACAAUACCGAUUUCAUUAAAAUAUGUAUCGGAGAAAAUAAUACCUAUAUCAUUAAUAGAACAAGAAAUAAAGAACAUUCGGUAUUCCUUUCUAAUAUAAUAACAGUAAAAGUAUGUUUUAACGCUGAAGGUAAUUAUAUGCCAUCAAUUAUAUCUCCCCAAAAGAAUAGUCCUGAUUUAACGAAAAUUAGAGAUGCUUCGAGAAUCAUCACACCCAAUAUGACUCCAACAAAUGAAUUAUUCUCACAAUGGUUUCGAAGAUUUAUAUUCUUCAGCGGGGCAAAGAAAGAACAGCAAGUAUUACUGCUAUUCGACGGCAAACCUUCGUAUACCAAGAGUAUUGAAAUAGUAAAAAUAACCAGAGAUAAUGGAGUUAACAUUGUUUCUUUCCCACCAUGUACGGAAAACAAAGUACAACCAAUAGAUGAGAUAUUUAUAAAUGAUUUAUCAAAAGCGUAUGAAAAAGUUGUAGAAACUUGGUUGGAAUUAAACCCAAAGAGUAAGUUAACGGCGAAACAAGGAGCGGAUUUGUUUGACAAAACACUAUCGGAGGAAGCCGCUGCAGUCGCCGCCAUUGAAGCAUUUAAAAGAUGUGGAAUCUAUCCUCUAAAAACAGAUUUGUUCACAGAAAGUGACUUUAUACCUGUAGUUACAAAAGUCGAGAUUAUUAAAGAAAAAACACCACCGCCAAUGAAGAAAAAUUACAAAACAUUUAGUUCAAAUAGAUAUUACGAUUUAUACUACAAUCCAAGACCUGGAUGUUCAUUUUGGCCUGAUUAAAUUUGAAUUUAAUCACAACACGAGGACGUAUUGUUAUAUUGUUCUGAAUAAAAUUCAGAUUUUAUAUUUCUCCACCAGGACACCUACUCAUUUUAAAGACUGAUACAAUAAUUAAAUAGACCGGUUCUUCUAUAUUCUAUUGUUUUUUAAUAGUUUUUCUAGUCCUACCAUAUAUGUAUAAUUAUACAACACAUUUGUAAAUUCUGGCAAUCAAAAUUAUUUAUUAGUCUUAGAAACCAUCUAAGUAAUCGGACUUUAGCCUCGCCUUUUGAUAAUUGAGUAAAAUUAUAACUAAUUCAAUGGAAUUCAAAAUGAAAAUGAAUAUACACAGUUGUUAUUGUGAUAAAAAAAAUAAUUAAAACCU
This is a messenger RNA of Papilio polytes (common Mormon), 1787 nucleotides long. RefSeq lists its product as uncharacterized. Gene Ontology annotation, molecular function: nucleic acid binding. NCBI's taxonomy places the organism in Eukaryota, Metazoa, Arthropoda, Insecta, Lepidoptera, Papilionidae. The transcript has 2 exons. The record is from RefSeq and is a predicted model, not a curated record. Bases 242 to 1423 code for a protein of 393 amino acids.